Messenger RNA from Penicillium argentinense, 1296 nucleotides. RefSeq lists its product as uncharacterized. Lineage: Eukaryota; Fungi; Ascomycota; Eurotiomycetes; Eurotiales; Aspergillaceae. Bases 1 to 1296 code for a protein of 431 amino acids. The record is from RefSeq and is a predicted model, not a curated record. The transcript is spliced from 4 exons.
AUGGAAAUACUCCGUAGACCUCGUCUUGUUCAAUUUGUGCAGAAGAUUGAGGUCUACCUGCCCUUUGACAGGGAGCUUAAUUACGAGAUGAGCCCAGAGACGCGCAAGAUCACGAUCAGCGAGCGGGACAAGAAACUCCUUCGGAAUGCGGUUCGCAAUGCUGGAUUUGAGGAUGUUGAUGCUGUGCGUGUGCUUGAUAUGCUUCUUACGAACAAGGAGUUUGCGACGAUGGGGUUCCGGGCUAGAACGAACUGCGCGGCAAUUUUCAUCGGACAGACACUGGCCGCACUACUCAUUUCGGUUUCACCGAGUCUCGUUGCUUUGCAGAUGACGAAACCAAAUCCUGGUCCCAAUCCUGAACUAUUCUCGGAACUACCCCUUGCACAAAUCCACCGCGAAACAAAUGCCAAUCCCAACAGCAAGCCAUUCCUGCAAAACUUACGGAAGGUGUACAUGAUCAACGAUGAAGCCGAAAUGGAAAAUAAUGGUAAGUUCUACCUAGAGCACGAUCUCGUCCGUGACUUUACGCUCUUUGACCAGCUUCCGUCCAUCGAGACGGUCGGUAUUGAUAUCAUGACAUUCGGUAAUGGAAAGUCACCCUACAGCUUGCAGCCUAUCAACAUCAGUCGAUUUGCCAUCAACCACUCCUUUCUCGACACUUGGCAUUUACUCGGCCUAAUCAAAGCGCGCAAGGAGACGCUGGAAGAACUCGAUGUCGACGCGGAGGAAGCCCGGGGGUUUGCGACAGAGGCGGAAAUUCGAUACGGGGAGUACUUGCGGUCUAUCUGGGAUCGCAGUGGGUCGUUAAAGAGUUUCUCGGCGUUGGAGCGUCUGAGAAUGGGCGUUGGAUUCUUGUACUAUUUCGCUAAUGGGGUCCGCGGGAGCUCAGAUGAGAAGUGCGAGAAGGUCCGCGUGGUUGGUCGUUUGCCGGAGAACCUGGAGUCGCUUUGCAUCAUCGGAUACCAGCAGGGAAUGGAACAAGACUACGAUGAUGUGAUUGAUGAGUUGGAGAUGCUCUGUGCUUCUGGCAUUUCGAAAUUGAAGGAGAUACUGGGGUUGGGCCUUACGAUUCCUCAUGCGGAAAAUGUUGCGGAUCCGGACGGCGACAAGCAUUUACUCUGGUCUCUUCUGACAGGGUUCGGGUCAAGGGAGAACGUCAAUCUUGACAUGAGGUGGAAUACCGAUAUUGAGGAUAGGAUUGAGAAUAUCUUCAAGAAAGGUGAGCGCUCGCACUCAAAACUCAACCAAUUCUGUGUCUAUGAUUCCGGGGAUGAUGACCCGAAUGAUGCUAAAUAG